AGAGUUCAAAAGAAAAAGGGAAGCAAGCCGAUCACAUGCCAAGACAACAAUGAUGUCUCAUAGCGUAUCUUUGAAGAUGAUGUCUUAGCUGCACUUUCUCAAAUCUUGCUCAUUGCUUAACACAAUGACACACACACAAGAGAUGUCUACAAUAUUUUGUGGAGGGGAGCUGCAUGAAGAGCCAAAGACGUUUGCGAUUGGUGCUCAGCCUGAAAAAGGUGCCAAUAUUUCCUUUGGUUAGAGGGGAACGGAACAGAUUUGAGCUUGAUUUCACAAUGCUUGAAAUGAAUGACAGUGGUCCAAGCAUGUCUGUCUGCCAUGCAUUAACUGCACCAUAGGCAGCAGUACACUUAGCUACUGUCCCCUGGGAGCAGCACUCACUCUUGGAUCGCCAGUACGUGUGCGUGUGGGCGGGCGGGGGCAUACACCGAGAAGAGCCAGAGCACAUUUGCAGGAGCAUCAAGGCAAGACGGGCGCUCCCCCCUACGCCAACUGUCAGAGCUCUGCAUCAGCGCAAGAAGAAGAGGACCACGAUGAGAUCCACGCUAGACAAGCAAGCAACGGGCCCCGCCGGCAGUGAGCUGAAGGCGUGCAGCGACUACUUUUGGAAGCUCCUUCCUCACGUCAUGCUCUGGCUGUCUCUGGUCCUUUACGCAGCGCUGGGCGCACUUUUGUUCCAAUACGUUGAAGGGAGAGCACCUCCGGCCAAGCAGGAAUACCAUGGCUUCUUGGGACACAUGAUCCGCCACGUCCAGAAUCUCACCGGUAACACAUCCUACACUCAGCAAAACAUAGUGGAGGAAGUGGAGCGUCAAAUGAACGAUGGUUUUCAGACCGUAUGGCUCCAACAACCUGAGAGCUGGACCUUCUUUGGCUCCAUGUUCUUUGUGUGCACAGUCUUCACAACGGUUGGCUACGGGGCCAUGUAUCCAGUGACCCUCCCCGGUAAGGUGCUGUGCGUCUUGUACGCUAUGGUGGGCAUUCCGCUCAUGCUCUUAGUCAUGCUGGAUAUUGGAGACCUCCUUGCUACGCUGCUCACCAGAGCCUACGUCCAUAUUCACGCCCUGACCAAAGUCCUGCGCUCACACCGCUGCUUCCAGGUGAAGGCUCCCAAAAAAGCAAGGGAGUCCAACCAUCGGACCUUGGAAGACGGCACGGCCGUCUUCAGCCACGACGUUGCGCUCGGCCGACGAGCCAGCAUCCGCAAAGUGUUGCAAAGGCGAGUGAACGUGAAGUCCGGUUCCCUGCAGUUGCAAAAAAACCGAGAAAUCUUUGACAAGAUUGUCGCCAAAGAGAAUCUCCUGCAAAAGGGCCGGCGGCGGGCCCCCCUGCUCAGGAGCGCGUCCUGCCCGCAAUUGAAUCAAACGGCGCCAUUACCCAAAGGAUUUGCCAUUUGGGACUUUGCGGCAAUAGGAGACACGAUGGAAACGCUGGACGUGCCAUUUGCGCUGAUUCUUUUCAUCGUGUUUGCUUGCAUCUUUCUCGGCGGUUUGAUUCUGCCGCUGUGGGAGACGCAAAUGAAGGGCUUUGACCCUUACUACUUUUGUUUCAUCACAAUCACCACCAUCGGUUUUGGAGACAUUGUGCCUCAUCAUCCCAAAUUUUUCAUGCUCACCUCCCUUUUCAUUAUUUCCGGCAUGGCCGUCAUGUCCAUGGCAUUCAAGCUGAGUCAGACACGCCUCGUCAAGUGCUACCGCCGCUGCGUCGAGAUCGUAAGCAUCGGGAACAGCGAACACAAGAAGUGAGUUUCAAACUUUAGGAUGCCAAUUGACAAAGAAGCACCAAGCAAAAAGUCUGCAAUCUUCGGGGUAUCUUGUCUGUCUGUCUGUCUGUCUGUCUGUCUGUCUGUCAUGUUGGGUAUUUUGCCUACUGGUGACGCCAUUCCGUUUCCACAGUCCUCUCAGGUAGAAUUUGCCUCAUCCGGUAUUUGACAAGAAAGAAGGCGCUGGAAUGAAUACGUAUACGGCGCUCGUUGCAUCUCGUCUCGUCAUUCCAAAAGUACUUUUAGUAGUAGCUAUGGAUGAUUUUUCAAUGUUUACAUCCAUCCUUCCGUAGCUCAGAGUCGAAUCGUUUUGGAGCAUCCU
This is a messenger RNA of Syngnathus acus (greater pipefish), 2084 nucleotides long. It is a transcript of the gene kcnk18, whose product is annotated as potassium channel, subfamily K, member 18. Gene Ontology annotation, molecular function: potassium ion leak channel activity. NCBI's taxonomy places the organism in Eukaryota, Metazoa, Chordata, Actinopteri, Syngnathiformes, Syngnathidae. Gene Ontology annotation, biological process: stabilization of membrane potential; potassium ion transmembrane transport. The record is from RefSeq and is a predicted model, not a curated record. Gene Ontology annotation, cellular component: membrane.